AUGAACCUCCAAUCAACUGCUCUUCUCGUUGUCCUUGCUCUUCUCGCCGUCUUCGAUAUGGUCACCUAUGCUGCAGAUGCUAAAACAUCCCCCACAUCCACUGAAGGCAGCAGCUCUAAAGGAGUUUCCACGUAUUCUGCUCUUGGUGCUUUGAUUGCGACUGUCCUAGCCAACCUCUUAUGA
Messenger RNA from Caenorhabditis briggsae, 183 nucleotides. Lineage: Eukaryota; Metazoa; Nematoda; Chromadorea; Rhabditida; Rhabditidae. The transcript is spliced from 2 exons. The record is from RefSeq and is a predicted model, not a curated record. The coding region runs from base 1 to 183 and encodes 60 amino acids.